Molecule: messenger RNA, 1323 nt
Organism: Fonsecaea pedrosoi CBS 271.37
Lineage: Eukaryota; Fungi; Ascomycota; Eurotiomycetes; Chaetothyriales; Herpotrichiellaceae
Exons: 6
Coding region: 1-1323 (440 amino acids)
Biological process (GO): secondary metabolite biosynthetic process
Molecular function (GO): monooxygenase activity; FAD binding
Source: RefSeq, a predicted model, not a curated record
AUGGAGACAGCAUCUCCUUUUAGAGUCAUCAUAGUCGGAGCUGGCCUGGGGGGCCUAUCAUGCAGCAUCUCCUGUCGACAUCAAGGGUUGAGCGUCUUGGUCCUGGAAAAGGCACCAGCAAUCACCGCCGUUGGUGCUGGCAUUCAAGUUCCCCCCAAUGCAGCCAAGAUAUUGCGAAGCUACGGACUCUUGCCGUUAUUCGAAAAGCCUGCUAUUCAGCUCGAAUGGCAUAACAUGAGGAGGUACCGGGAUGCGCAGCUGCUGGCUUCAAGACCCGUGGGUGAGCAUUUUAUCAAGCAGAUGGGCGCACCGUGGAUGGUCAUCCAUCGACAGGACUACCAUGCUAUAUUGCUCGAAGAAGCAAAAAAGCUUGGGACGGAGAUCAGGCUGGACGCCAACGUGACAGGCCUCGACUUUGACCGAACAGAGGCAACGCUGGCGACCGGGGAGGUGAUAAAGGGCGAUGUUAUCAUUGGAGCUGAUGGGCUCUGGUCAUCCACGCGCGACGCCAUCCUGAGCCACCCCUCGCCACCAGUUGAAACCGGUGACCUGGCGUAUCGGGCGACUUUCUCCCGGCAGCAAUUACUGGAAUUGAAGGAUCCGCGGGUCGAAGACCUGUGUUCCAAAAAGGCCGUGACGUUGUGGAUGGGACCUGAUAGGCAUUGUGUCUUCUAUCCUGUGCGUGGAGGCGCCGAAUUCAACCUUGUGCUUCUUCGACCGGACAAUCUUCCCACUGGUAUCAGAACUGUGAAAGGAGACCUUGACGAAAUGAGAAUGACAUUUGAAGGGUGGGAUGAAAUCCUACUGAAACUGAUCUCAUGCAUUUCCUCGGUGUUGAAGUGGAAGCUUUGUCAUCACCAAGAGCUUGAGAAAUGGACACGAGGUCACAUUGCGUUGCUGGGUGAUGCGUGCCAUCCAACUCUGCCAUAUCAAGCACAAGGGGCAGCAAUGGCGGUGGAGGACGGGGCAGUGCUUGGAUUCCUGCUGGGACAAGUUGCUGGUAAGUUAACCAGUAGUCAGACAGCGCCGGGCUCGGAAGAUCACAUCUCAGCCGUCCUGAAGCUGUAUGAGAAGCUGCGAAAGUCGCGGACCACGAUCAACGUGCUCGGGGCGGUGACCAACAGAAAAUACUUCCACCUUCACGACGGCCCUGAGCAGGAGGAGCGGGACGCGACCCUGGCGAGUAUCGACUGGUACCACUGUCAGACAGAGUGGAAAUGGAUAGAUAGUCGAUAUCAAGAAGACCUGUUGGGUUUUGAUGCACUCAAAGACGCACAGGACGCCUUUGGUGAAUGGUGGACAGAACACGGUACCACCAAGUAG